Messenger RNA from Fusarium graminearum PH-1, 315 nucleotides. RefSeq lists its product as uncharacterized. The record is from RefSeq and is a predicted model, not a curated record. Bases 1 to 315 code for a protein of 104 amino acids. The transcript has 2 exons. NCBI's taxonomy places the organism in Eukaryota, Fungi, Ascomycota, Sordariomycetes, Hypocreales, Nectriaceae.
AUGAGUUUUCUCAAUCCCUUUUCGAGAAAAGGUGCUCAAUGGACCUUUGCGGGAUAUACUGCAGAGUUUCCAGAUGUGGAUGACGAUGCGGGCAACCUAGCAAAACACCGCUUGUGCAACGCAAAAUCAAUACCAGGAUGCAAAGCCUUUCAUAUCCCCAAAGAGGAUCCAUCUUUGUCCAAGGAGGUUGAAAUUGGAGAUGAUGCGUUAGGACAGCCGCUUGAAGACCAAGUUCUUGUCUUUCAAUACAAAGGAAAAUUCCACGCAGUUGACCAUCCAGUUUCCUCUCUCAAGAGGCACGCCUUUCGAUAUUGA